Naegleria fowleri is the source of this 702-nucleotide messenger RNA. RefSeq lists its product as uncharacterized. The coding region runs from base 1 to 702 and encodes 233 amino acids. The record is from RefSeq and is a predicted model, not a curated record. NCBI's taxonomy places the organism in Eukaryota, Heterolobosea, Eutetramitea, Acrasida, Naegleriidae. The transcript has a single exon.
AUGAAUCAUCCUCUCAGAAAGAAGUUGCUCCUAUUAGUGCUUGUCAUUAUUGGAAGCAGUUUUAUACUCGUUUCACAUGCACUUCCAAUGGGUCAUCCCUCAGAGAACCCCAAACUUCGCCGUCCUCCCAGGACUCUCCUCCCAACUCCUUUCAGCACUCAACAAGAGAAUAAAUGUUGUACCAAAUCGGAUGGAUACUAUGUCUACUGUGCGAGUGGUAGGACUUGUUGUCAACGCACCUACACGGGUGGCUGUCAAAUCGAUAAUUAUGAAUGUUGUGGAAUUGGCUAUACUUGUAGUCUCUACGUUGGAUGUCAAUCAACUUCGACCACCACUAGAAGUGGUGACUUGAGUGAUGGUGCUCUCUAUGGUCUUUCGAUUGGUAUUCCUGUGGGUUUCUUCUUUUUUGUCCUUAUUUUGAGUACUGUUGCUUACUAUAGUUGCAGAUCGAGAUGUUUGGCUGCAGCAGCGGCUGCUUCAAGUUCUCCACCGACCACCACCGUGCCUCCUGUGACCGCAACGACCGUUACAACCACUCCACAACCACCACCCAUGAUGCAACCCAACAGUAAUGCAGAAACAAUAUUACAGAUGCAACGUGAAAUGCAAUUGCAGCAACAACAAUUGCAAAGAAUGUCUAUGAAUAUGGCAGCAACAUCAACUCCCUCCUUGGGUAUGACUCCGUCCAACAUGAAUGUGUGA